AUGUUAGUCAUCGCUCUAUAUAUUCCAUUGGCUGCUGUUAAAGCUCUGGAGUUGGCAGCUGUCAUAUACUGCACUUUUGAAAAUGUUCAAGGCUCUAUGAUUGACUGCCAGUAUCCAGAUGGAUACAUUUCUAGCGAAAAUUUUAAGCUCAUUGCUCAUGCUGUGAUUCCCCGUGCUGAUUUAACUGACCAACCGAUAGUCAUUGCCGAAUUCGGGCAUUUUAUCAUUGGGUUCCCGCAACGCAUCGAGGGAACCCAGUACUCAAGAAACACCCUCCUUUUCAAUCUGUGUUUCGUUGUUCAUUCACGCGACAUUCAAUGGCAACACUGUGACCUUACUGGACAGGAUUUUCCUCUCGAUCAUGAAAACCUUAGUAAUGGGCUUCAGCCCGCCCUGCAAUCGGCCUACGAACUUACCGUCCGGAAGAUUAAUCGGUAUUUAGCGUACAUGGAAGAGGAAAAUGCUGCGUUGUCACGGGACACUAUCAAGAGGGCCGUUGAUGGGAGCGAGGAGAUACUGAUACAUCGAUUUCUUCGUCAAAUUUUCACCGAUCUACGGGAAAAGGGACUUUGCGUUACCAGCUUAAGUGACGAUCUUCCACCGCUUUAUCUAAUUUUCGCUCCGCGAGCGGUGAACAACUCAGUGUCAACCUGUUUCAUCCCCACUGAAGCUGAAUUGCCUGCUGAUUUGUGUACCCCUACGGACGGGCCGGAGGAAACUGGAGACUCUGAAGCACCGAUCGGGGGUAGUGAUGUUUGGCGAUGGGUGCCUUCUGUUCUCGAAGACAGCACUACCGCCGUCACUGAUGCCACCAUUUUUGUGCGAGUCCGUCCCAUUCUCACCUCCCUUGGCAACCACCUCAUAUAUGUGUUGGAGCCGCAGGAUGACGACAACCUCUCCACUUCCUUCUGGGAGACGCGAGACCUCGUUUCUAGUCGUCUCUUGCCCUUGGUCAACGGCCAACGCACUGUCGCGCAGGUUGCCGGUCUAGCCAAUGUGGACCGGAGUAUUGCGAGGCUCUGCCUUACUCAGCUAGCUCAGUUGGGCGUAGUCCAUGUUGUGUCAGCCCCCAUCUUCUUCCAUUCCUCUAUCACGGGUAACAAUAUCUGUUCAAAUGACGGGGAACUCUUUGCCGUACCUGGAUACGUGGGACUACCAAGGCUCUUACGUCUGGCUGUUGACGUUAAGUUGAGAGAUGCCUGUUUUGAGUCGGUGCUAUCGUUAGCGACCAAACGGCGCCGUCUUCACAUCACCGAUCCACACGGUCUAGUCAUGAAGAUUUUGCAAGUCUACUCUAAACUCUGCGCCUCACCCUAUCUCAAUCUUGCCUUCCUCUUGGCUUCUACACAGUCUUUCGUAGAGCUUCAACUUCCUCCAUGCUUUCAUUCGAAUGCAACCAGGAGUUCUACCUUACCCUGCCUCAAUCUCCUUUGUCUAGUCCAGUUCGGAGAGGUGAAUAACCUAAUUCACCGUCUGCAUUGUUACCCGAUUAGUGAAGCACUCUCACCCAUGGCCUCCAACGCGAAUUCUAAUGCGGAGGUAAGAGCUUGGAAUCUUCUGCAGGACCGAAUGAUGGAUGGGGUACAGUCAGUGGACGAUCUGGUCUAUGAAGCUUCUGCUUGGGCUGUCAAGUCUUCCCUUCUGAAACCAACUAAUCACCUUAAUGACGGGCGUUCCUGUGAUCGGCAGACAGCAAGUGCGAAGACAACGACACUCCCAGAUGCUGUGGUGGCGUUCACGGCGAAGUUAUUGAAAGAGAAACAGGAGACUGAUGAUAACGCUGCUGGGAGGAGACACAACACAAUUUUAUCGGAGACGAACCGGGCGGAAGGCUUUUCGUCGGAGUCGGCGAGUGUUCCUAUGAAUAGCGGGAGGAAGAACAAUCCGUAUCGACCUCCUGAAGAUGUGGAGGCUCGCUUGAAAUUAAUUGCUAGACGCACUCUCCCCACAUUCACAGACUCAAAUGACUCUUUCAAAUUUCCCAGCCGCCAAUCUAAGGUUAAGUUUUUGAAGGCUUGUAUGCAAGAAUUCAACCACACAAUACCCUCUAGCUUUUUACACGAGCUCGAGGAUUUGAAAGGAGUGAAAGAUUACUUUCUGAAAGCUGUUGAGCCGGAGGAUAAACUAAUUGCAAUGCUUGAAGAACAUUCAAGAUUGUCCAACUUACCCCAAAACCUCGUUAUACAAGUUGAUCCCAUUCGAUACAACCCCGACGACAAAUCCUUCUUCUCUACUUCACCAUUUCCCGGGAGGUCCACUAUAGUCAGUGGCCUGGACACUAGCAAAAAGUACCCGUCCCAUAAAGCUUCGAAAAGCCGGCGGCUGUGGAUCGAUGCAGAGGACCUAGUGUAA
Messenger RNA from Hydatigera taeniaeformis, 2352 nucleotides. The record is from the annotation of a GenBank genome assembly. NCBI's taxonomy places the organism in Eukaryota, Metazoa, Platyhelminthes, Cestoda, Cyclophyllidea, Taeniidae.